AUGGAGAAGUCUGAUGAAGAGGAGGAAAAUGUGCCUGAAAGUUACGACGGAGAUGAUUUACUGAAUAUGUUACAAAGUAAUGAGGACACAGAAAACUCACAAAACGACGAAUGUGACCUGCCCUUGAUUGAAAGUAAGGCAAUAGACAACCAGGAUGUAGACAAUAGUGCCCCUAGAGUACAUAUAUUUUCAGGAUUGUUAGAUAAACUAAAAGACAUCUGGAAAAAAUAA
Messenger RNA from Parnassius apollo (apollo), 231 nucleotides. The record is from the annotation of a GenBank genome assembly. Lineage: Eukaryota; Metazoa; Arthropoda; Insecta; Lepidoptera; Papilionidae.